CACACUUCCUGUUGAUCUGGCUCCGCUGAGGGCUGGGCUGAGAGGAGGGCUGGACUGAGAAGGAGGGCCGGCGGGCGGGCGGCGGCCACUGGCCAGGCGUGGGCGUGCGCGGCGCAGCCGCGGGCGCAGAGCGUCCGCCUGGUCGCCUGAGUCCGGAGCAACCUCGGCUCCCGCGCCACCCGCUGUCUGUCCUUCUCUCUGGACCUCGGCCCCGCCGCGCGGCACCAUGCCCGCCGUGGACAAGCUCCUGCUAGAGGAGGCGUUGCAGGACAGCCCCCAGACUCGCUCUUUACUGAGUGUGUUUGAAGAAGAUGCCGGCACUCUCACGGAUUAUACCAACCAGCUGCUCCAGGCGAUGCAGCGAGUCUAUGGAGCUCAGAAUGAAAUGUGCCUGGCAACUCAGCAGCUUUCCAAGCAACUGCUGGCAUAUGAAAAGCAGAAUUUUGCUCUUGGCAAAGGUGAUGAAGAAGUAAUUUCUACACUCCAUUAUUUUUCCAAAGUGGUGGAUGAGCUUAAUGUUCUCCAUACUGAGCUGGCCAAACAGUUAGCAGACACAAUGGUUCUGCCUAUUAUACAGUUUCGAGAAAAGGAUCUCACAGAAGUAAGCACUUUAAAGGAUCUUUUUGGACUUGCCAGCAAUGAGCAUGACCUCUCAAUGGCAAAAUAUAGCAGGCUUUCUAAAAAAAAGGAGAAUGAAAAGGUAAAGACUGAAGUCGUAAAAGAGGUGGCAGCUGCACGGCGGAAACAGCACCUUUCAUCCCUGCAGUACUACUGUGCCCUCAAUGCACUGCAGUACAGAAAGCGUGUGGCCAUGAUGGAGCCCCUGCUAGGCUUCGCUCAUGGACAGAUUAACUUUUUUAAGAAGGGAGCUGAGAUGUUUUCUCAAAGCAUGGACAGUUUCUUAACCUCUGUUGCAGAUAUGGUUCAAAGCAUCCAGGUGGAACUGGAAGCGGAAGCAGAGAAGAUGCGGGUGUCCCAGCAAGAAUUACUUUCUCUUGAUGACUCCGUUUACACUCCAGACUUCGAUGUGGCUACUCCCCAGAUCAACAGGAACCUCAUCCAGAAGGCUGGUUACCUUAAUCUUAGAAACAAGACCGGCCUGGUCACCACCACCUGGGAGAGGCUCUACUUCUUCACCCAAGGCGGCAACCUCAUGUGCCAGCCCAGGGGCGCCGUGGCUGGAGGUCUGAUCCAGGACCUGGACAACUGCUCAGUGAUGGCGGUGGACUGCGAGGACCGGCGAUACUGCUUCCAGAUCACCACUCCCAAUGGAAAAGCGGGAAUAAUUCUCCAGGCAGAAAGCAGAAAGGAAAAUGAAGAGUGGAUAUGUGCAAUAAACAACAUCUCCAGACAGAUCUACCUGACUGACAACCCAGAGGCAGUCGCCAUCAAGUUGAAUCAGACGGCUCUCCAAGCAGUGACUCCCAUUACAAGUUUUGCCAAAAAACAGGAAAGCCCGUGCCCCAGCCAGAACUUGAAAAAUUCAGAGAUGGAAAAUGACAAGAUUGUUCCCGAAGCAUCAGUCAUUAUACCUGAAGCAGAACAACUGAUUGCUCCAGGAACACCUAUUCAAUUUGACAUUGUACUUCCUGCUACAGAAUUCCUUGAUCAGAACAGAGGGAGCAGGCGUAUCAACCCUUUUGGUGAAACUGAGGAUGAGACGUUUCCAGAAGCAGAAGAUUCUCUUUUGCAGCAGAUGUUUGUAGUUCGGUUUUUGGGAUCAAUGGCAGUUAAAACAGACAACACUCCUGAAGUGAUUUAUGAAGCAAUGAGACAAGUACUGGCUGCUCGGGCCAUCCACAACAUCUUCCGUACGACAGAAUCCCACCUGAUGGUCACCAGUCAGACUCUGAGGUUGAUAGAUCCUCAGACUCAAGUAACAAGGGCCAAUUUUGAACUUACCAGUGUCACUCAGUUUGCUGCUCAUCAAGAAAAUAAAAGACUGGUUGGCUUUGUGGUGCGCGUGCCUGAAUCCACAGGCGGAGAGUCGCUGAGCACAUAUGUUUUUGAAAGCAACUCAGAAGGGGAAAAGAUAUGUUAUGCUAUUAAUUUGGGAAAAGAAAUCAUUGAGGUACAAAAGGAUCCAGAAGCAUUGGCUCAACUAAUGCUGUCCAUACCACUAACCAAUGAUGGAAAAUAUGUACUGUUAAACGAUCAGCCAGAUGACAGUGAUGGAAGUUCAAGUGAAAAUAGAGGCGCAGAAUCUGAAGCAUAACUUUCUUGCUGUGCCUUUGGGGGAAGAGCACCCAGGAAGGAGAACUGCCUCCUUAAGGGUUUUCAACUUCUCUAACGCAGGCACACCACCUGGUUUCAGAAUGCUGACAAUCACUUGUGGAAUGUACUCUUGAUGCCUUGAUACUGAAACUUGGGAGGGAAACAGUAAGCAAUGGUUGACAACAUACCCAUCUGCAAAUGUUAUUUUAGGUGCUUUGUGGUAAGUCUUUUUCUUAGAUUGCACUGUUCAGCGCUCAGAAUGAAAGCUAUGAAAAAAAGGCAUUGUUCACUUUAUUUCAACAUCAUCUCUUUUCAGUUUUCCAGUAUCCUUUUUUAAAAAAUGGUAAAAGCCUAGAUUUAUAAUUUGAUAAACACUAAAUAUUUCCUAUUAAUAUCUAUUUUUGUAUUUAGUGAGCUUUAAGUGCCUGUCAUUCUGAAAAUUGUGUAUUUAUAAUCAAGCUUGUCUUGUAAUUGGACCUAAUAGCAUUAACUUGUGUAGUUAAAUGAUGGGCCCUGUUCUUUGAGGCUCAAGCACUAGCAGAAAUGCAGGUUUAGUUUUGGUAAUUGUUCAAACAUCAAGCAAUAAAAACACAAAAGAUGUUUAAUUUUACAUUGGAACCUUAUGAACCAGCAUUCAGAAGGUUAUGGUCCUUUAGAUACUGCUUUUAGGGGUGGAUCACCAUAGACAGGGUGCAGUUCUACCAAUUCCUGUUUCUUCUGAGCCAGACCCUCCUUAAGGGGCCAAUUCAUUUUAAAACUCACUUGAAGCACAGCUGGCCAUGGGGCUUGGAAUAGAAGUUUCUAUUUCUACCCUAUGUCUCAUUCCAGGUGUCCCAGCCCACUAGGAAAUAAGUAUAAUGAUCUUGAAUUGGUACAGGGUGUUUUAAUUAUAACUAAGCUCAACAGAAUAUCAUUGUCUUUGUAAUAAAUUAACCUAGCAAUAAAUGCUAGCAAAUAAAAACUAUCAUUCUGCUUC
This is a messenger RNA of Phacochoerus africanus (Common warthog), 3190 nucleotides long. RefSeq names its product adaptor protein, phosphotyrosine interacting with PH domain and leucine zipper 2 (gene APPL2). The transcript is spliced from 21 exons. Bases 227 to 2215 code for a protein of 662 amino acids. Gene Ontology annotation, biological process: signaling. Gene Ontology annotation, cellular component: endosome membrane; cytoplasm. Lineage: Eukaryota; Metazoa; Chordata; Mammalia; Artiodactyla; Suidae. Gene Ontology annotation, molecular function: protein binding. The record is from RefSeq and is a predicted model, not a curated record.